AUGUACAUCGAUGAUCGAACUACACGUGAGUACUUAGACGGGGUUGAGGAGUUCUGUAUAAUUGCCACAAGACACAUACAAAGUACAAACGUGAAGACAAUUUUUUGCCCUUGUCGUGAUUGCAAAAAUGUGUUGAGAUAUGCUGAUAUUAAGAAGAUAGAGAACCAUUUGGUUAUUCGGGGGUUUAUGCCAGAUUAUAACAUUUGGUACUGGCAUGGUGAGAAACUACCUGUAGAUCGUUCGUCACAGGAGGAUGUCUUGGAGGAGGACACAUGGCCUCUUACUUUUGAAAACAGUGAUAGCGAUGAAAGUGUUGAGGAAGAUCGCAUUAGUGAGAUGAUGGACGGGUUAGGUGAUCAUGUGCACGAAGGAUCUCGUAUGUAUGAGAAUGUCAGCAAAGCUGCUGAGACACAGUUAUAUCCUGGUUGUACUAAAUAUUCCAAGCUUUCAGGGAUGUUGGAUUUAUUCAACAUAAAAACGCUAGGCGGUUGGACUGAUGAAAGUUAUGAUUUGUUGUUGGAAAAGCUACAUGACAUUCUUCCAGACGGGAAUGACAUUCCCAAGUCUACCUACUAUGCCAAAAAACUGAUGUGUCCACUAGGUUUAGAGUAUAUCAGGAUACACGCAUGUCCUAAUGAUUGUGUGCUUUAUCGGAAGGAGUAUGAAAAUCUUGAUGCUUGUCCAAAGUGCGGCGUAUCGCGCUACAAGCGUAAGGGUUCAAACCCCAAUCGCAAGAAGUGGCCACCGGCUAAGGUGUUAUGGUAUCUUCCAAUAAUACCAAGGUUUAAGCGCCUAUUUUCAAUUAAGGAGGAGGCAAAAAACUUGGUGUGGCAUGAUGAAGGGAGGAAGAAAGAUGGGAAUAUUAGACAUCCUGCUGAUGCUUUGCAGUGGAAACAUAUUGAUGAAACCUUUCCCGAGUUUGGUAAAGAGGCUAGGAACCUAAGACUUGCAUUAAGUACAGAUGGGAUGAACCCAUAUGGCACUCUUAGUUGUCAACAUAGCACAUGGCCGGUUCUUUUGUCGAUUUAUAAUUUUCCUCCUUGGUUGUGCAUGAAGCAGAAGUACAUUAUGUUGGCUCUCCUAAUAUCUGGGCCUAAACGACCUGGUCAUGACAUAGAUGUCUACUUGGCACCCCUCAUUGAAGAUUUGAAAUUGUUGUGGGAAGAAGGUGUUCCGGUGUUUGAUGCACAUACAAGUACAACCUUUACACUUCGUGCCAUGAUUUUUUGCACCAUAAAUGAUUUCCCGGUGUAUGGGAAUUUGUCAGGGUAUAAAAACAAAGGAGAGAAAGCAUGCCCGAUUUGUGAGGAGGAAAUGAUACCCCAACGAUUGAAGCAUUGUGGAAAAAAUGUGUACAUGCACACUAGAAGGCUCCUUCGGCGAGAUCACCCUUAUCGUAAUAAGAAAAAGAAUUCAAUGGGCAUAAGGAGAAACGUACUAUUCGUGAGCCUUUAA
This is a messenger RNA of Spinacia oleracea (spinach), 1455 nucleotides long. RefSeq lists its product as uncharacterized. The record is from RefSeq and is a predicted model, not a curated record. NCBI's taxonomy places the organism in Eukaryota, Viridiplantae, Streptophyta, Magnoliopsida, Caryophyllales, Amaranthaceae. The transcript has a single exon. The coding region runs from base 1 to 1455 and encodes 484 amino acids.